AUGGCAGAGGAGGACGAAAGCAGCCCCGAGGGGGCGCAUGAGCCAAUCGAUGAGGAGGACGAUGACGCCGACGGCACCAUGCGGGAGAUCAUGGAGACACCUACCUCGCGGAGAUCUCGGACACGGACUAGGUCCCCUGUGGCGGAACGAUCUUCCUCGGCAAAGGCCAGCGGCAGUGCUGCCAAGGCAAGCGGAGUGGGAGGCACUACCAACGACUCCAGCGUGGGAGCAAAGGCCAAAACCUCGGCGACUGGCGCGGAGACGACAACGAGUGCGCCGGCAGUGCUGCCAAAGACAAUGGGGGCUGCCAAAGACAAUGGGGGCUGCACCAUGCAUGCCGGCCGGGCCUCCGCCUCCUACACCACACAACCCACCGGGGAUGGGCGGAGGAGGCCGACCGCCGCUGGGAGCAGGCGGACCGCCGCCACCUACCCCGGCCAAGGGAGCCUGUGGGGUGCUGCAACAGGGGAUCUACACCGUGGUCUGGGACCCCAACACCAGCGUCACCUGGAUGUCCCUCGAUGGCUUCCCAAAAGGCAGUGUGCCGCAUCAGGUUAUGGUGCCACCGCCAACUCCUCCGACACAGGGUGGGCCAAGCAGGCCAGGCGAUGCAAGCACUCCAGCUGCGUGGGACUGACCAGCAUGGGCCGAUGCUCCUUACUCCUUGCUUUCCUGUACCGCUGGGGAUGUGCGGCCCACCGCGCCCCGGAGCCGGACUCCACGAUGGAUAAGAACAGGCACGCCACGCCUGCUCACAUGUGUGCCCAGUUGCCUGCCAGAGAUUGCAAUUCUCCAAGUUCAGACAGCAUACCACCGGACCCUCUGCAGAUUCUACUCAAGCCGGCCCAUCCCUGUGAUAGCUUCACGCGUGUCAAUGGGGAAAUCGCCUGCUGCAAAGGCACGUUCAGCGACGAGGCCACCUACGAGGUUUCGCAGCCCGGCACGGACACCUGCCUGGGAAUACCCCGAGCCGAUCGAGGAGUGGCAGCCGCUGCCAUAUGA
Molecule: messenger RNA, 1002 nt
Organism: Symbiodinium natans
Lineage: Eukaryota; Dinophyceae; Suessiales; Symbiodiniaceae
Source: the annotation of a GenBank genome assembly